This is a messenger RNA of Arabidopsis lyrata subsp. lyrata, 1509 nucleotides long. RefSeq lists its product as uncharacterized. The coding region runs from base 125 to 943 and encodes 272 amino acids. The transcript has a single exon. NCBI's taxonomy places the organism in Eukaryota, Viridiplantae, Streptophyta, Magnoliopsida, Brassicales, Brassicaceae. The record is from RefSeq and is a predicted model, not a curated record.
UUGUAAUACGGUUGCAACUUCCACAACCGAUCCUUUUGCAAAUCUAUAUAAACUCUGCGAAUGUCUCUGGGAAACUUGGGUUGAUCAGAGUGAAAACGAUUCCUUUCCUUUGUUCAUAUUGAUAAUGGCGGAUAACAUCCGGAGACAAUUGCAAGAGAUUGCUUUGGGAAUUGAAGAUGCAACAAUCAAUCUCCCUGUGGAUUUGUGUGAAGAGGCGAUCAAUGAGACCCGUUUCAGUAUGAUUGUGAAACCGGUUAACCCGAGGAAACAAAAUCUGCGAGCAAUGCUCAGUGCCCUGCCAUGUCUAUGGGGGGUUAGUGAAGAAGUGACAAGCCAGAUUCUGGAGAAUAGGAAAAUUCAAUUCCUAUUUCAGUCUGAAGAAUCAAUGUCCUCGAUUCUGCGACGAGGGCCUUGGUCAUUCAAUGACUGGAUGUGUGUACUCCGACAAUGGAAUCCAAACCAGAUGGAUGAAGAUCUGAAGCAUAUACCCUUCUGGGUUCAAAUUAGGGGAAUCCCACUCUGUUUCCUCACACAACGAAUGAUCACUUUCAUAGGACAACACCUCGGACACUUCAUCGAAACUGACUUCGGUGAAGACAAUGAUAUCAUGGUCGACUAUGUCCGUGUUCGUCUACUAAGGAAUGUUGACACUCCUCUGCGUUUUCAAAGACAAUUUCAAUUUGGUGGAGAGACCUGCGUGCUCAAGUUUCGAUACGAGAAACUCCGAAAUUUCUGCUCAAAGUGUGGAAUGCUAACUCAUGAUGCGUUUGAAUGCCCUCAGGGAAUCAAUGCGCCUCUUCCUCCACCGGCGGAUGAUGAUGAUGAUGAUGAUGAUGAUGAUCCUAACUACGGUCCAGACGGCCCAGAUGGGAACUUGCCAGAUGAGACAGAGGAACCAAUGAACAGAACUGCUGCAACAAAAGAGGAAGAAGGUGGAAAUUAGUCAGCAUCUAAGAAGAGAAAGACAGAGUCAUCCUCAGCAACAGAGCACUACCCAUAUGUUCCCCUGAUCUGCUGCGAAAUGUGUCAAGCAUAUGCUACCAAUGACACUCAACAAUGCUACGCAAAACAGAACAGCAAGCAAUCCGAAGUACUGGAGAUGCACAACUGGUUCUUGGUGAAUGCGGGUACAACAAAACAGGGAACAAGCAACAAUGGAAGACCUCCACAAACUCCUAAUUGUGAAGGCAUGGUGGGCUAAAAGCCACCGGAGCUGCGAUUAAUACAUCCUUUUGGAACUGCCGGGGCUUGAAAGGGUCCUUGCUAGUUCGACGCCUCAAGGGAAUUAAGGCAACUUAUUCCCCGGACUUACUCUUUCUGAUCGAAACGAAGAAUCCCGAUGAUAUCGUCCGAGAUGUAGAAGCCCAAUUGGAUUAUGAUUAUGUUAAGUGUGUUUCUCCUUUGGGUAUUGGUGGUGGGUUAGCCUUAUUGUGGAAAAAGACUAUUUCAGUUUGUUUUUAUGAUGUUGAUGAAAGAAUCAUCGAUUGUAAGAUAAGUAAUAAAGAUGUU